AUGACUUUUGCCCAUUUUUUUGAAUUCUCAUUUGUAGAAAAAGGGAUCUCAGAGCGCGCUAAAGAGUACGCCAAAGCAAAGAAUAAAACCUAUUGGGCAGCAGUUGCCAAAUUAAACUUAAAAGCUUUAUUGAAUGAUUAUGUGUAUACUGAUAGUAUGUUAUCUGAUAAUGCAAAAGAUCCAAAUCCUCCCCUUAUAACAUUUAUCGAAGAAACAUUCCAUGCUCACAAAAGACCUAAAACCCUGAACCUGUUGCACCUGCGAUGAAAAUACAACAAAAAAGACCAGGACUUUGAAUUACCUGAAGAAUUCACCGCAAUUAAGCCUUUUGUAGAUUGGAAAACUCAAGAAGAAAGCAAUAAUUUACUUUUGCAGAGCAAAAUCCUCGACACCCACACGCCCUUAGCAAGAGUUGAUGUUGGCAAGCGGGGAAACUAUGAUAUCGAUGAUAAAAUCAAAAGAGAUCUAAAAAAAACCUCAAAGGCAUGGAAAAUGGCAGAACCAGAAGCUUCCUAA
This is a messenger RNA of Blepharisma stoltei, 516 nucleotides long. The record is from the annotation of a GenBank genome assembly. Lineage: Eukaryota; Ciliophora; Heterotrichea; Heterotrichida; Blepharismidae.